AUGUCGUCACCCCCGCCCCCGCCUCCGCCCUCAUUAUCUGCUGUUGCCCACAGCUCUCCUCCCGUCCGCCUGUCCAACACGAUUCUCUCGAAGCAAAACUCGACAUUGAAAUCACGAGAUGAAAGCAGGUCCCAAUCCCAGGCGCCUAACGACAACAACAACGACAACGACAACGCAGACGACGACAAUCAUUCGCUUCCCGCUACUCCUCCACCCGAGCCGGUCAAUUUAUGGACCGAAGACGAAGCAAUGAAGCUUGUGGCAUUCCUGUCGACGUCUAAAGGCCCCCUCGUCAUUACGGACAUUGCGGAACACACGGAUUGUCCUAUAACCCACGCUGCGGCCAUGACUGUUUUGGUCUGGUAUGCAGCCAUUGGUCUCGCAGAACGACGAGGAAGUCGUGUCGCUUGGUGGGCCGGGAGACCUCUCUUCAAUGGCUUGAGUCUGCGUCGCUCCGUCGUAUUGACUGUCAAAUCUGGCAUUGUGGUUCUCGUGUUUUAUGGCAUAUACGACACGGAUGGGAUGCAGGUGUCAAUCGAGCGGCCCGAGCAGAUGUAUGAGGCUGAUCAAUUCCCAGUCUAA
Molecule: messenger RNA, 582 nt
Organism: Colletotrichum graminicola M1.001
Lineage: Eukaryota; Fungi; Ascomycota; Sordariomycetes; Glomerellales; Glomerellaceae
Exons: 3
Coding region: 1-582 (193 amino acids)
Source: RefSeq, a predicted model, not a curated record